Molecule: messenger RNA, 1501 nt
Organism: Cornus florida
Lineage: Eukaryota; Viridiplantae; Streptophyta; Magnoliopsida; Cornales; Cornaceae
Product: probable plastid-lipid-associated protein 12, chloroplastic
Exons: 11
Coding region: 62-1279 (405 amino acids)
Source: RefSeq, a predicted model, not a curated record
CACAAGUGAAUAAAGCCACUCAAAGCCCAGGCAGCUCUCUCUCUCUCUCUCUCCAUCUCCAAUGGCCGCAAUUGAAGUAGCGAAUCUAGGGUUUCGAUGGACACCAUUGCCUGCGAUCUCACCGUUCAAUCCAAGAACUCGCGGUCUCCGAUUUCGCCAAGCUUUCGAGUCCUCUCGCAGUCGCAGCAGAUUCGUUGUUCUUCGCCCACCUUCGUGUUCUCUCGUAGAUGAACAACAAGAGGUUUUGUUCACUCAACAAGAAAAUUCACUCAUCGAAGCCCUAAUCGGCCUUCAAGGACGAGGUCGAUCUGCUUCUCCUCAGCAACUCCAAGAUGUUGAAAGUGCGGUGAAAGUCCUGGAAGGUUUUGAAGGGGUGCCUGAUCCGACAAACUCUAGUUUAAUUGAAGGUCGCUGGCAAUUAAUGUUUACAACAAGACCUGGAACUGCUUCCCCAAUUCAGAGAACAUUUGUUGGCGUUGACAACUUCAGUGUAUUUCAAGAGGUAUACCUUCGAACGAAUGACCCACGCGUGUCCAACAUUGUUAGAUUCUCUGAUCUGAUAGGCGAGUUGAAAGUAGAGGCUGCUGCAUCAAUCAAAGAUGGAAAACGAAUCCUAUUCCAAUUUGAUAGGGCAGCCUUUUCUUUCAAAUUUCUGCCAUUUAAGGUUCCAUAUCCAGUACCGUUCAGGCUUCUUGGAGAUGAAGCAAAAGGUUGGUUAGACACUACAUAUUUGUCCAAUUCAGGAAACCUCCGUAUUUCAAGAGGAAACAAGGGCACCACAUUUGUGCUGCAAAAGAAAACUGAACCGAGGCAAAAAUUGCUAUCAGUGAUUUCAACGGGUACAGGAGUGAGAGAGGCAAUCGAUGAGUUUAUCUCCUUAAAUCAAGAUGUAGCUGAAGGUGAACCAAGACUCGCAGAGGGAGAAUGGCAAAUGAUAUGGAGUUCCCAGCAAGAGACGGAUAGUUGGUUAGAGAAUGCUUCCAAUGGCCUUAUGGGCAUGCAGAUUGUUAAGGCGAAUGGACAAUUAAAAUUUUUGGUUGACAUAUUUCUUGGCCUCCGGUUCUCCAUGAAUGGCACAUUUGUGAGAUCUGGCACCAACAUAUAUGAUGUUACAAUGGAUGAUGCGGCUAUCCUGGCUGGCCCUUUUGGACUUCCAGUAGAGAUGGAAAGCAAGUUCAAGUUGGAGUUGCUAUACACGGAUGACAAGCUCAGAAUUACUCGGGGGUAUAGCAAAAUUAUUUUCGUCCACUUACGUGCGGAUGGAUCCAAGCAGAAAUAGAGUAUUUGAAUCAACCUGAAGAAAAUCUGUUGCCUUUCACAUACAUGCGGUGCUAUCAAUUGGUGUAAACCUUAAAUGAUAAGUAAAUGUCAGGUAAAACUGAAACACUGUUGUGGUGGCACCAUGGCAAGCACUGUUUUUUAAAAUUAUGCUCAUACAUUGGAAUCAAUUAUUUGACCACAAGAGCUUAUCUUGUUAAGAAUAGUAUUUGCAGUUAUGGCA